This is a messenger RNA of Lachancea fermentati, 798 nucleotides long. The record is from the annotation of a GenBank genome assembly. Lineage: Eukaryota; Fungi; Ascomycota; Saccharomycetes; Saccharomycetales; Saccharomycetaceae.
AUGUCCGUUAACACACCAUCUUUGUUCGAUAUGACCUCUUUAGAGCCCCAGCCCGACCUCGAGCUGUCCGUCCAGCCUUCCGCGGCCCACCGCGACUCCCACACCAUCGUGGGCGAGCUUGUGUUUGACAAGUUUGCUCAGAAGGACCCCGUCGUGGGCGUCAAGAAGGAGGAAGAGGACCACACGCCUCUCCUCAGCUUUGACCUGCAGUUGACCGAACCCGCCAUGCCCAGCGAGGAAUUGCAGCCCGACGUUGUCGAGGCCUUUUUCUCCAGCACAGACUCCACGCCCAUGUUCGAGUUUGAAACUUUGGAGUCCGACCCCAAGGCCUGGAGCUCUUUGUUCAACGACGACAUCCCGGUCACGGUCGCCGACGCGGCCCAAGUCGUGGAGUCCGUGGAGCGCGAGCCCGUGGCGGAAACCGCUGCGCCAGCUACCACAAUCGACACCAAGUCGUUCCUGCCCACCCCAGUCAUCGAGGACGCCAAGCUGCAGUCCAAGAAGAAACGCGCUUCUACUUCGGGCGCGGUUCAGAAACCUGAAAAGGUGGAUCGCCUCGGUGUGAUCGCGUACAACCGCAAGUCGCGUGCCUCUCCUUUGACACCUGUCAUUCCGGAGUCCGAUGACCCAGUCGCUUUGAAGCGUGCUAGAAACACAGAGGCUGCCAGACGGUCGCGGGCCAGAAAGCUUCAGCGUAUGAACCAACUGGAAGAGAAAGUGGAAGAUCUGCUUCAGAGAAACUCCGAAUUGGAGAACGAAGUUGCCAGAUUGAGAGCACUACUUGGUGGCCAAUGCUGA